AUGGUCCAGAACGGCGAUGAGCUGGCCGCGCACCUGGAGGAGGGGGAGGUGGCUUGCGUUGAAUGCUUGACGUGGCUCCUGGAGAACGCGCCUGUGCUGUCCUGGUCAAGGUUGGUCGCAGCUCAAGAGGCAGGGCAGUUGCGGGAUUCGUGUCAGCAGGGUGAGGCGCCAGCUCAGAAGCAACCAACGAGGGCGCCUCCCAGGACGCUCAACCUAGGCGACUCCGUCGACUGCCGCUUCGAGCUCUACGUGAAGUGCGCUGCGCUGACGGCCAAAGACGUGGAGCGGGAGUUCGGGAGAACGGCCAAAGCACUACACAUCAAACCAGUUGAGAUUCCAUCUCGGCCGACCCUGUUCACCGUCUACUUGGUAAAGGCCUGCCCCGAGCCGAGAGGCAAGUAUCCAACAUUCAAGCUGUACCACCGCAGUAGCACCCGAGAUGCCCAAGAGCUGUUCGAGAACCAGUCUACCGUGUUGUUUGGUGCUACUACUGCGGGCCAGGGUGGCGAGAUCAACCUCGACCUCACGCCUGGCGCGCGCUCGUCCAUCGCGACGUGGGCCGAGGUGCGGGGCCGCGCUGGCAGGCUAGCGGAGAAGAGCGCCAAGAGGAGCCGCGCGGGAUCGAAGAUCGGCGAGCAGGACGACGGCGACGGAGGGGGCGAUGACAUCGAGGUAAUUGAGUUUGAGGAUGCGGCCUCGAGCAGCGUGCAUCCCUUCGACCCACAUGCCGCGGCGGAGUGCACUGGGGCCGCUUCCUCCAGAGCCGACUCCAUCGAUCAUCAGCCUGGCAGCGCAGUGAAGAGGCAGCCGUCAAUGUCGCCGCGUGACAUGGGUGGUAAGCCUUUGAAAUAUUCGAGGGCGGCCGCGGCGCCCACCGACAGUUACGAGCCCGAAAUGCAGAACCCGCACACGCUCGGCACAGUGGACUACUGGGUCUGGGAGCUGGCGCUCGAGAGGGCCUUCAACGGCCAUAAGAAUGGGAGAGCCGAGAACCAAGCUAGACAACUCGUCCAGAAGCUCACGGGCACGGAGCGCCGCGCGCUGCAUACCCACCUGGAGCUCUACAGCAAGGCGAAGCUGUUCGACGAGAAGGCUGUGGCGAAGGUGCCAGACGGGGAGCUGAUGGCCUCAUGGGAAGUCCUACGAAAAGCGGGCGCCACGCUCACGCAACGGGCUGUGAAGGCAUUGGCCAGGAGGGCUGCCAUGAACGCUUGGCAGGACAUCAACAAGGCCGACCUGGACACGGACAAGAUGAAGCAGUUGCUGGUCGGCUUCAUGGAGCGGUGUCGGCCCUGGGGCUUCACCGACAAACCUCGGGAUGUUGCGAACCCAUGUGCAGCGUGCUUGGUCGAUGGGUGCACGUCCGACGCCGACGUCGCGAACACCUUCCUGGAGAUCGCCGUCGCAGAUGCCCUCGCCGAGUGGCUCACGGCAGGCCCCAGCGCGGCUGACAACGUCAAGCUCUACUGCGAGGCGGAGCUCGUCCUCGCACCAUUGCCCGAAGACGCGGAGCUCGGCGACCACUCUGCUUCAGUUUACCUCGAGAUGACUUCGGCGAUCCGGGUGCUGACAGCGAUACAGGCGACGUCUUUGACAGCGGACACUGACAUGCAGGUGUACGUGGACGCAGGGCGCUUGGAAGCUGAGGGCCGACGCACCACUGGACAGCAGAGCGUGCACCAGCUCGUGGGCCAGGCGCCCCUGACGAGCGCCAGAGCCUUCUGGGCUAAGAAGUUGAAGUGGAUGACGGAGCACGCAGAUGCAGUCACGAAGAACGUAGGCCAGGUGAAGUCGGCCAUCGCCGAGCUGGAGCGGAUGGACGCUAACCCGUCGGAGCAGCGCGCCAAGCUGCUCAAGCGCAUCGUGGGCGACGUACCGUACUGGGAGGCCGCCAUGUACACGGGUUGUGCGGACGAGUGCAAGGCCAUGGCCCUCAAUAGGUCCAUCUUGCAGUGCAAGGCGCUCACUUCUGAUGGCGAGGGCAACGGCGACAUCGGCACGGAGGGCGGCGCCCAGACGACGGCGGUGACGAUCGCUUACAAGGAGUUGUUCAAGGACUUGUCCAACGUGUUCGCGGCGGACGAGCAAGUGGAGCGCUGCUCUCGUGCGCUCCAGUCCAAGAUAGCGGCCGUGGACCUCGGGGUGAAGCACGAGAUGUUAGCAGAUGCGUUGGCCACGUGGAAUGAUGGUGCUACGGAGUUGACUCACCGUCUGAAGGGUGCGUUUCACAGCUGUCGCAUGAAGGCCCUGCCCGAGAAGCUGCAGGAGUCGUGCAACCCGUUGUUCACCUCCAUAAUUGCCGACCUCUUCAAGGACGGGGCCGACUGGACUACGAAAGAUGGUUGCUUGUUAGCGUGGCUGGGCGUUGCCUGGCGCGUGGCGCGCGCCCAGACAACGCUCGCGCAGGCGGAGCACCACGUGGAGGCGGGUUCGCAAGAUGCUACGCCUGCCGACGUCGCGCGCCACGCCAGGGAGUUGACUCGGGCCGUCCAGAAAGCGAACCACAACGCCCGCAGCAUUGCCCUUGAGAAAUUUCACGCUGGCGCUUCGCUACAGGCGGCUGACGCCGCGAACUCUGCGAGCGACCUUGUCCAGAGGGUCGGGGCGAAGAUCGUCGGCGCCCAGUGCGAGAAGACAAGGCUGGACUUCACGAACCUGAAGAAAAGCGCUGAGGAGGCGGCUGGCGUCGCUGAGUUCAAGAAGGAGUGCGACAAUUGUACGACUCUCAAUGCCGCGCUCGACAUCUACCGCCUCGGUCUGCACGAGGCGCCCGUCAACGAGUGGCUCGACCAGACGUGCACCGCCGAGGGGGCCUUGGCGACCGUGGCGGGCAACGCGACAGAGCACUCGCUGCCGAGCUACGCCACCGAGGCGACCGCAGGCAUCACCGCGGAGAUCGUGGUCAUCCGCGCGCUCUGCAUGAGCGCAGAGCUCCUGAAGGCGUUCGGCACGGAGUCGCUCCAAGCUAACAAAAUAGCCAUGCGCAACAGCUGCAUGAAUACCCAGUCCAAGCUCAGGAAGUUCGGCAUCCAGCCUGAGUCGCUGUCGCGCGUCGUUAUGUCGCGGUACAGGGAUGCGCUCAAGAUGCGGGCCUGCGACGACAGGGCCGCGCCCCCGCAGCGCGUCGACCGGCGCUGCGUCACGAGCCCGCCCGCGACGGGGCGCGGCAGCAACUGGACCGUCGGUAACCGAGGCAGGCUGCGGGCGACGAAGAGCGGGCCUGGUGCACAUUGCGAGGCGCACGCGGUGUUCGUGCCGGGCCACCGCAAUGGGGUAGCUGGCGACGAGAUGCAGCUUUCUCUCCCGCUGGUCCCCACGGGCAAACAGGGGCGCGCAGCCCUCGCCGCGGGCGCCCUGGGCCUGGCGGCCUCCGCGGGCGCGCUGCCCGCCGCCGCGGAGAAAAGCAAGGACUACUUCAUCUUGCCCGAACUCCCGGGACCCUUCGAGGUCGAUCCCAAGGAGGCCAUCAUUGUCGGGGACGCCGAGGCUCCAAAGGCGAAAGAGGCUAAGAAGACGGUGCAGAAGCUCCUGACGGAGGCGGAAGACGUGCUCGCGAAGCUGGAGGCCGACCCCCAGGCGGACGUCGGUUAUGUGGUCACCGAUUUUGGCAUUGCGGACUUGCGCCAGGCCACGAACACAAUCAACAAUUUGAUGGACGAGGCCACAGCGGCGGGCACCCAGCGGCUGCAGCGCCUGAUGAUUAUGAACAAGUACCUUUUUGAGGACGAGAUCCCGUUCCCGGUCUCCAAGAAGGGCGUCGUGCAGAAGCGCGGCCCUGCCCGCCUGGACCGGAUAAAGGUGGCCUUGAACAGGUACGUCCAGUACUCCAAGGAGCUCCUGGAAUUCUUGUGA
This is a messenger RNA of Prorocentrum cordatum, 3852 nucleotides long. The record is from the annotation of a GenBank genome assembly. Lineage: Eukaryota; Dinophyceae; Prorocentrales; Prorocentraceae.